Messenger RNA from Panicum virgatum (switchgrass), 648 nucleotides. RefSeq names its product formin-like protein 20. The record is from RefSeq and is a predicted model, not a curated record. Lineage: Eukaryota; Viridiplantae; Streptophyta; Magnoliopsida; Poales; Poaceae. Bases 1 to 648 code for a protein of 215 amino acids. The transcript has a single exon.
AUGGACGCCCAGGCUCGCCGUCCUCCACCGCUGCGGCCUCCACCGAGCCGCCAGGAGAGAGGGGGCGGACCGGCGACGAAGCCGAAGCUCGUUGGAGCUCGUCCGCCCAAGACCAAGGCGGCGCGGAGCUCGCCUGCCCGCGGGCGACUCCCCACCGGCGGCUACGGCGACUCCCCACCGGCGGUCUCUGCACGGCGCUUCCCUCCCCCCACGGUGACUCGACACCGGCGGUCUCUGCACGGCGGCUCCCUCCUCACCGGCGGUUCCCUCCCCCCGAUGGCUCCCUCCCCGGCAGCGGAUGCCCGGGACGGCAGUCCUGGCAGCCCUUUGCACGGCGGCGCUCGCGUGCCCCUGCGUGGAGGCCGCGCGGGGCCAUGGCGGAGCAGAGGCCGUGGCCUCGGAGCUCCCUCCCGGCCGCCCUCUGCACGGCGGCGGACUCCUGGGACGUCGGUCCCGGCGGCUCCCUCCCCAGCGGUCCUUUGCAUGGCGGCGCUCGCGUGCCCCUGCGUGGAGGCCACGCGGGGCCAUGGCAGAGCAGAGGCCGCAGCCCCGGAGCUCCCUCCCGGCCGGAUCUGCCUCAGGCCAUGGAGGUCCGGCGGCGGCGGCUCAACCUCAGGCCAUGGAGGUCGGCGGCGGCGGCUCGAGUAG